CCACGUGACACAGACAGGUCCUGCCUCGAAAAAAAAAUGAUUCGAGAUCAAAAGCUCAGGUCUCCUUUAGAGAGAGAGCUCGGAGGCAGGUUGAAGGAUUGAAGGCGCCACGACCCAGUUCGGACGACAAUCAACUCCAAUUCGGAAAACCCUUCCUGGGGCAGUCAGUGUUCAUAUUCGCCGAUCCCAAUUCCUCGUUCUCUCCCCGAGUGUUCCGCCCCCGACUGUCACAAUGGAGCUCCGGAUGCUCACCAGACCAGCAGCGCAGUGCUGUCUUUCGUCGGCGAGGAGUAGCCCCCUUUUCCCACAGCCCAUACAUAUGACCAGUCGCCGGGCAAAAUCAACCGCGGGGCGGAUGAAGCGCGCCCUCAACAUCCAACCGCACCCAUCCUUCCUCGUGGCCAGCGGCUCGUCCGACAAGGCCCCAGGCGGCCACAUCAUCUUCAACCCGCCCUCGUCGGCCCCGUCCAUCUACCACACGCCCUUCAAAUUCCUCCCCAAGAACGACCCCCGGCGGCGGGCCAACCUUCCGAGCCUAUUCGACUCCUCGACCACCAUCUCCUACUCCCGCAGCACCUCAAAUCCAGCAUCCUCCUCCUCUUCCUCACCACCCACCGACCUCCCCCCCGUCCUCCACCCCUCCUACGCCCACGCCGAGAAGCUCCACAACCUGACCGAAUCCGACGUGGCCUCGAUGCGCGCCCUGCGCGCCGCCGACCCGGCCGCCAACAGCGUCGCCGCCCUGGCCCGCCGCUUCGGCUGCAGCCACCUGUUUGUGCUCAUGUGCUGCCAGGCGCCCGCCGACCACGCCGCCCGCCGCCGCGAGGGCCUCGAGCGCGUCAAGGCCCGCUGGGGCCCCGUGCGGGCGCGCGCGAGAGAGGACCGCCAGAGGAGGAGGGAGCUGCUCUUCAGGGGCGAGAUAUAGGGGGGAUUCGGAGCUGGCGUGAUGCCGGUGAUGAAUAGGGGGGAGAGGCAAAGGCAGGGCUGUAUAUGUAUCAUCGAAUCGAGUGAAGGGGGUUUGUUUGUUGUACGUUAUACGAUGUGAUAGAGCAAUCCUGGCCGGCUAGUCAUAUAGAUCGCAAAGGGGCACUUUGGGGAUGGUCACUCAGCAGAGCCGGUUGGCAGUUCAGAAAUCGGGAGCAUAUCUCCUGUCUUUGUGCAAAUAUUAUCUCUCGUUAUGUCAUGUAUUAAACGUUAUUCCAUGUGUCAACAAGCCCAGCUAGCAGUAAAUGGACGGUCAAGUUCCGCUG
Molecule: messenger RNA, 1250 nt
Organism: Phialemonium atrogriseum
Lineage: Eukaryota; Fungi; Ascomycota; Sordariomycetes; Cephalothecales; Cephalothecaceae
Product: mitochondrial ribosomal protein subunit L20-domain-containing protein
Exons: 1
Coding region: 233-925 (230 amino acids)
Cellular component (GO): mitochondrial large ribosomal subunit
Molecular function (GO): structural constituent of ribosome
Source: RefSeq, a predicted model, not a curated record